Acanthoscelides obtectus is the source of this 459-nucleotide messenger RNA. The record is from the annotation of a GenBank genome assembly. Lineage: Eukaryota; Metazoa; Arthropoda; Insecta; Coleoptera; Chrysomelidae.
AUGAAACCAUCUAAACUGCAAGAUCAUCUGAGAAGAUGCCACCCUGAUAAAACAGAGAAACAUUUGAAAUACUUUCAAACACUCAAAGAUAAAUUUCAGAAGAGAUCUACACUGGACAGAAUGUUCGCUUCGACGUCACAAAGAAAUGAUGAUGGUUUGCGGGCGUCUUACAAUAUCUCGUUACUUAUAGCAAAAUCCGGAAAACCGCAUACUAUCGGAGCGAAGUUAAUUUUGCUAGCCGUUGAAGAGGUUUUAAAAACUGUUUUACACAAACCUGCAUCUGAUAUCAUUAAAAGAAUUCCCUUAAGCAACAAUACUGUUGAAAGACGUAUUGAUGAAAUGAGUUCUGAUAUUGAAAGCUUCUUAUGUAAUUAUUUGCAAACGACCCAUUUCUCUAUACAACUGGACGAGUCAACUUUACCUGAUAAUGAUUAUUGGCAUAUGUUCGUUUUAUUAUGA